CUGGGCGGUUUGCGGUGACAGCAAGCACAUUGGAAUUUGCAUCCCUGGGAAGUUAUUCAUCUUUGUGGUCAACCUGCUGAAGAAAUGGAUUUGGAUCAAUUGGACCUGAAUCCCAGAAUUAUUGCUGCAGUUAAGAAAGCCAAAUUGAAAUCAAUAAAGGAGGUUUUGCAUUUUUCGGGACCAGACUUGCAGAGACUGACCAGUCUCUCCAGCCUUGACGUGCAGCACUUGCUGAGAACAGCCUCCUCACAGGUGCGGGGAAGCAGCGUCUUCACAGCGCUGCAUCUGUACCAGCAGAAGCAGAGGUUCCCCGCGCAGCAUCAGCGCCUGAGCCUGGGCUGCCCCGUGCUCGACGGGCUUCUCCGCGGCGGCCUGCCCCUGGACGGCCUCACCGAGCUGGCCGGCCACAGCUCCACCGGGAAGACCCAGCUGGCGCUGCAGCUCUGCCUGACCGUGCAGUUCCCGCGGCAGCAUGGAGGCCUGGGGGCCGGGGCCGUGUACAUCUGCACGGAAGACGUCUUCCCCAACCUGCGUCUGCAGCAGCUCAUCGCUCAGCAGCGGCACCUGCGGACAGACGUCCCAGGAGACGUGGUCGACAGGAUAAAAUUUGGCAACCAGAUCUUCAUCAAGCAUGUGGCCGAUGUGGACACCCUGCUGGAGUGUGUGAGCAAGAAGGUACCCGUGCUGCUGUCUCGGGGGAUGGCCCGUUUGGUGGUCAUUGACUCUGUGGCUGCCCCGUUCCGCUGCGAGUUUGACGGCCCGGCUGCGAUCCCCAGGGCCAGGCGUCUGCAGGCGCUGGGGGCCGCCCUGCGCCGGCUGAGCGGCAGCUUCCGGAGCCCGGUGCUGUGCAUCAACCAGGUGACCGAGGCCGCAGAGGAGCAGGACGCAGCGCCCGGGCCACAGGGUCUCUGGGACAAACGGGUUUCUCCAGCUCUCGGAAUGACCUGGUCCAACCAGCUCUUAAUGCGGCUGAUGGUCAGCCGGCGCCGCGCCGAGGAGGCUGUGCUCACCCCACCCGGCCAUCCUACCCGCACCCUCGAGGUGGUCUUCGCCCCUCACCUGCCCCGCUCAUCCUGUUCCUACACCAUCCACGCGGAGGGAGUGCGAGGGACUCCUGGGACUGAGUCCUACUGACACAGCAGCUGGCCGGUUCAGCUGUGGAUUCUGGCCGAGCCUUCCGCGCUGCAGGCCCAGGGGACCGACGUCGACUCGGCACACCCAUCUUGGGUCAGGGUGUGCUCCAGGGUGUCGGCCACACCUUCUCCACAGCAGGGAGGCGGAGCGCACGGAGGAGCUGCCCCACGUGGCCUCCCUGCAGGCAGGGCCGUGUCGAGUUCAGGCCCCACACCCCCACCACGCUGCCUGGCACAGUGGGCCCUGGACCCCUUCACCUCAGCUGGCUCUGUGCCAAACUCUGCCCUAAGUAACUUUUCCACGGCCCCUAGGGAUGGAGAAUUGCUAUCCUUGAUCUCAGCGACACUGAGGCACCGCGAACAGUCAAGUGACCUGGCCAUCCUCCCACAGCUCCACCAGCCAGACACUGACCCAGUACUGGGGGUGGAGGCAGCGGUCCUUGGAACUGGGCAGAC
This is a messenger RNA of Ailuropoda melanoleuca (giant panda), 1589 nucleotides long. RefSeq names its product X-ray repair cross complementing 3 (gene XRCC3). The transcript is spliced from 7 exons. NCBI's taxonomy places the organism in Eukaryota, Metazoa, Chordata, Mammalia, Carnivora, Ursidae. The record is from RefSeq and is a predicted model, not a curated record. Gene Ontology annotation, biological process: t-circle formation; double-strand break repair via synthesis-dependent strand annealing; resolution of mitotic recombination intermediates. Gene Ontology annotation, molecular function: ATP binding; ATP-dependent DNA damage sensor activity; four-way junction DNA binding. Gene Ontology annotation, cellular component: Rad51C-XRCC3 complex; replication fork. Bases 85 to 1134 code for a protein of 349 amino acids.